Messenger RNA from Ciona intestinalis (vase tunicate), 1566 nucleotides. The record is from RefSeq and is a predicted model, not a curated record. NCBI's taxonomy places the organism in Eukaryota, Metazoa, Chordata, Ascidiacea, Phlebobranchia, Cionidae.
CUUUACAAAGUAUAUGCAGCAGGAAUUUUACUAACUAAAACUUACCUCAUGGGUUCGAAAAUGAGUUGCUUCGCUUGUUCGGCAAGAGAAAGACGACUUCGUCGAACGCUUAAGCAGAGUGGAAGGUCUUCUAGUAAAAGAUGUAGGUAUGAUGAAUCUGCCUAUGAAGCGAUGGGACAACCAAGUUUCCAUAUGCAUCGAAUCCAGAGCCAGAGGGGUGAAUUUGGUGAAGCAAGACGACUACAGAGAGUUGAUACGUACAGAGAAGUACAACGACAUGAGCAACUAGCAAAAGCGAUCAGUUCUCAUCCUUAUCAAAAACAGCCUUCCGUUGAUAACUCCAUAAACAACCAGAACCAACCAACUGCCUCUCAGCAUGAAGGCGCAUCAAAGAAUAUCGGUUGCAGUAUUGAGAUAUUGGACUGUCCGGAAAUGUCGACAAUCUCUUUGCGGAGUCAUCAAUCUGUUCGGAAUUUAUCCAGUCGACGAUGCUCGGUAGAGGGCGCAGCGGAGCAAGUUAUGUGCACACCUAGUGACGAGCGUAAAACAGAAGAUCAGAUGUUUGAUUCGUGUGGUCGGAAUGAUGACGCAACAAUAACAACACUUACAGUGCCACCGAAUUCAGUGAACAGUCAGUUCAUAUCGGGCAUUACUCCACUUGAGAGUAUUCAAGAAAAUGAUGAUGAAAACAGCAACGACUCAGUCUUUAUUCGAGGAAACGAAUAUUUCUAUGAUUGCCCCGCCGGUUAUUACGUACAUGAAGGAGCUUUUAUUAACAACAAUAGUCUGGUAGCAGUUGGACAGGAUAUGCGGCAGAUUGAAAUGUUGCAAAGGGAGGCAUCGCCGUUUAAUUGCGCGCUAGAUGUCAGUGAAGGGCCAGGUUUCGACAGCGACUUCGGUGCAAGUGCUGGCGUAGAAAUGAGAAUCGUGUCUUCUGAUUAUUCCAGCAUGAAUGCAACUCAUUAUCUUCGUCACAAAGGAAAGUUGACGUCAUCGAAAAAGCGGACAGUUAAAGCAAAUGACGUCACGCCCCGUGGGAAUGUAACAAACGUCGGAACGCAACCGGAGAAUCCAGCUUCAAACCAGAGAUCAACCUGCAGAAGAAUUGGAUUCGGAGCAAAUCCAGGGGAAACACCUAACUUACCCCCAUUUCCACGUCGUCGCCCAGCAACGGUGGCGGGGUUCGAGGGGUCAAUGCAUCACGUGACCAUGGAGUGGGACCCUUAUGACGUAGGGUAUGGUGAUAAUGGUUGGACCGAAUACGUCAUACCAGGUGUGACGUACCCACCAUAUCCACUGUUGUUGUGUAAAAAGCAAUAUUGGGUGUGAUGUUGAAAUGCUAUUUUUAUAAAAUAUUAAAUGAAAUUUUUAUAAAAUGUCAUUUUUGGAAUUUUUUUGCGAAGACCAGGCACAGUACUGUAACAAUUGAAUCAUUUUACAAGUGUAUAAUCAGUACCCUAAUAAUCAGUACCCUAAUAAACGUUUUUUUCUUUUUGUAUAUGUAUUAUCAAAAAUGUAUUAAAGUUCUCCUGACAUUUGUGCGGAAAUAUAUUGAAAUGUGUAAAA